Molecule: messenger RNA, 366 nt
Organism: Pyricularia pennisetigena
Lineage: Eukaryota; Fungi; Ascomycota; Sordariomycetes; Magnaporthales; Pyriculariaceae
Exons: 1
Coding region: 1-366 (121 amino acids)
Source: RefSeq, a predicted model, not a curated record
AUGCAGGCAAAGAUGAGCCUUCAGCUUUUGGCUUUUUUCGCCAUUGGUACAAUCGCCGCGCCGACCGGUUUUAUUAACACCGGUUCCGUCGGAACUGGGGCCGUCCAACCUGUUGGUUAUACAACUUCCAAGACUUUAAGCUUGGAGACCCGCGACAAUAAUAUCGAAAUUGCCGGUUUAACGCCCGCGGACGAAAAGGCAGCAUACCCCGUCGAACAAAGAGCCGUCCUGCGACGGUCUCCUGUGGACUGGAUGUGCACGAUCCCGGGUUGCAGGAGGCUUUUCAGCAGCGAAGCCGCCAGGGAUCGUCAUAUGAAGACUGCGGUGCACAUCGCCCCCGAUGCUGAUAAUCAAGGCGGAAACUGA